AUGGCCCACAUCCUUUAUGAAGAGAGAAACACGUGCAGCCAACGGGGAACAGAUCUCGAGGGUAGCGUCGGUGGCACUGCAGACAAUGAUGUGGCCGAGUUGGAGCGCCCGUUCUUCGGACUCGAAUACCCAAAAAGACAAGAAAAAGAAGAAGAAGAAGAAGAAGAAGAAGAAGAAGAAGCAGAGGCCAGUAGCCGCCAACUGCAGCAGACUCGGAGCGAGCGCACAUACUCGGCAGCCGUCAUGGGAUCUGCCAUCACACUCACCAGCGCGAAUGAAGAGGCUGGACGCCAGCUGGUCGGCGAACACUUUGCCAGAGGGCUUUUCAGAGAAUGGCCGAAUGACGCGGGGUUUGACGGCUUGACGGAGACGCGCGGCCCCGUUGACCUUGUAGUAAGAGGUCGUAUCCCAGCUUGGGCAGCCGGGUCUCUUUAUCGGACAGGCCCCGGUGCUUGCAAAGUCGAAGACACCAAAUCCGGAACACUUAACAUAUCGCACUGGUUCGACGGUCUCGCUCACACGCAUAGGUUCGACAUUGUCGAGGAUGAGUCCGUCGCGGGCGGCAUCCGCGUUCAGUAUUCGUCACGCCGUCAGUCCGAAGUCCUGGAGAAAGGACAUCAAAGACUCUGGAUCCUCCCGCUCUUUAUCGAACGCUCCACGGCUCUCGACAAUGUUGGCGUGACCGUAAACGCAGAUGUUCCUGGCCUUCGAAGUCUUGCCCAGGGUCAUAAAGAUAGUGGCUAUGCCAUCCUUCCAGGCAAUGUCUUUAUCGGCACCGAUGCCGCUGUGUUUGCUGAGAUCGACCCCAAGACGAUGGAGCGACUUGGCAUCAUUAGCCACCAGAAGCUACAUAAACAACUGCGCGGACCAGAAGCGCCGGCCCAUGGCCAGCGCGAUCCCGAGACGGGUGACUACAUCAGCUUCAACGCCGACUUUGGCCGCAAAGGCGUGUACCGCGUCUUCCUCUCUAGCGCAGAAACCGGCAAGACCACAAUCUUGGCUUCUUUCACCGGUACUCCUGCCUACAUCCAUAGUUUCUUCCUGACGCGCAACUUUGCCAUAAUUUGUGUCCCUUCGUCACAUUUGAAACUCGGCGGCGCGAAGGUCCUGUGGGAAGGUAGCAUCGUGGAGGCGCUACAGCCGUUCGACAAUUCACUAGAGUGUCACUGGUAUGUCAUCGACAGGCGCCUUGGCAAAGGGCUGGUGGGCGAAUUCGCCUCCCCGGCCGGGUUCUUUUUCCAUUCGACCAAUUCGUUCGAGGACGAUGAGGGGAACAUCAUAUGCGAGUUGGUCGCGUACCCGAGCACAACGCUGAUCCAUCGUCUCUACUACGACGUUCUCCUCAACAGGGAUGGCAAGGGUGAGCAGUUUCUCUACGACAGCAAACGACUCAUAGAGACCUUCCCUGGCCUAGUGAGAUACAAGCUUCUGAGGAGCGACCUCGUCCCACCAGGAAGCAAAGUCAAGUCACCGCUCCCAUCGCCGUCGAAGGAGUGGGAGAUCCCGGCGCCUCACGUCGGCGAGCUCCCAACAAUCAACCCCGCGUAUGCCUGUCGGCGGCAUCGUUUCGUCUACAGCCUCAUUGAUCGCGGUUACAGCACUCUCUACGACGGUAUUGCCAAGACGGACACGCAGACGCGGGAGGUCCUGGUGUGGAGCGGACCGACAGGCCACACACCUGGAGAGGCGAUUUUUGUGCCUCGACCGAGCACCGUUGACAAGCCUUCGCGGGAGGACGACGGGGUGCUUCUGAGUGUGGUGCUUGACGGGUAUAACCGGACGAGUUAUUUGAUUUGCCUCGAUGCGCGGACGAUGGAGGAGGUAGGGCAGGCAGAUUGCAAUUUUGCGGUUGGCUUUGGUUUUCAUGGGCAGCAUAUCACCGGGGUCUAG
Verticillium alfalfae VaMs.102 is the source of this 1890-nucleotide messenger RNA. RefSeq names its product carotenoid cleavage dioxygenase. Bases 1 to 1890 code for a protein of 629 amino acids. Gene Ontology annotation, molecular function: carotenoid dioxygenase activity. The record is from RefSeq and is a predicted model, not a curated record. The transcript has 5 exons. Gene Ontology annotation, biological process: carotene catabolic process. NCBI's taxonomy places the organism in Eukaryota, Fungi, Ascomycota, Sordariomycetes, Glomerellales, Plectosphaerellaceae.